AUGGCGUUUUCUCUCUCUACCUCUUUCUUUUGCACACACUCUUUCAAAUCCACGACGUUGAAACUGAAACCUCCCACUGAGCCUCAUUGCUUCGCGCGUCUUCGAGUUCCAACCACAGCUUCUUCCCGAAACGACAAUGCCAACACUGAUUCCGUUGAAACUCCCUUACUCCAACAUUCUUCCUCUAAACAGCGUCAUGAUUCAUCUUCUUCUCUGCUUCGUCGUUUCAAGUACUCUUUGAUCCUUUUAGAACUUGUUUUUCUCUUCUGCAAGAUUUGUUUUGGGUUUAAGUUUGAAGUUGAUAUCACCUGGUUUAAAUUUGAUGAACUUGGGAUGGAGAUAGUGCUCAUUGCCCUGCCUGCUGCUUUGGCUUUGGCGGCCGAUCCUAUUGCCUCUUUGAUUGACACGGCGUUUGUUGGCCACAUAGGGGCAGUUGAGUUGGCUGCAGUUGGGGUUUCAGCUUCUGUGUUUAACCUUGUGUCAAAAGCAUUCAAUGUUCCUUUACUUAAUAUUACUACAUCAUUUGUUGCGGAGGAGCAGGCACUGAUUAGCAAGGAAGAAGAGUCAAAAGAUGGAAAUGGCCAGUACCAAAGCAAGAAGCUCCUUCCUUCAGUGUCGACCUCUUUAGUACUUGCUGCAACUCUUGGAAUUGCACAAACUGUGGCACUUACCCUUGGCUCUGGCAUUCUUAUGAAUAUCAUGGGUAUACCUGCUGUAUGUCAUACUUGGCCAAUCAUUGAUCCAUACAUUGUCUCAUAUAAGUGA
Molecule: messenger RNA, 765 nt
Organism: Sphenostylis stenocarpa
Lineage: Eukaryota; Viridiplantae; Streptophyta; Magnoliopsida; Fabales; Fabaceae
Source: the annotation of a GenBank genome assembly